AUGUUUUAUCUGUUGCAUUCAGCAGUAUAUUGGAUUCUCAAGACAUAUGUCAUUUAUCGUAUCGUUAGGACAGCUGUGGCACUUUGGUCAACGGUUGCAAUAUAUCUCAUCGCUCCACUAUUUUAUAAACCUAAUUUUGAUCCUUACAAAGGACGAUGGACAGUUGUUACUGGUGGAACAGACGGUAUUGGAAAGGCAUAUACAAUCGAACUAGCAAGAAAUGGUUUACGAAAAUUUGUACUGAUUGGUCGAAAUGAAAUAAAACUGCAAGAAAUGAAGGCUUAUUUAGAGAGUAAAUUUGGUGCUCGUGUACAGACGUAUUUGUUCGAUUUUUAUGAUGGUGAUUAUACUGAGAUGAGAAAAUUUAUUGAGGAUAUCGAUGUUGGUUUUGUCUUAAAUAGUGUUGGUAUUGGACGUGAACGAAUGGAGCGAUAUGGCGAUAAUCCGGAAGCCGAUCGCAAAUUGCUUAAAGUGAAUGGAUUAGGUGCUGCUGAAUUCUUAUCAAUAGUUCUACCAACAAUGGAAAAGAAUGGUGGUGGACAAAUUGUUGUCUUAUCAUCUUGCCAAGGCUUUAGGCCCUUUCCGUAUAUCGCAUCUUACUGUGCCUCAAAAGUUAUGUUGUCGUUUUUAUGUGAAGCAAUAGAUCGUGAAUGGUCGACAGUAAAAGUUCAGUGCUUGACACCUGCACUCGUAGCAACAAAAAUGACACAUUAUGAUAACAAUUAUAAAUCUUUGUUCGUGAAAAAUGCAGAUGAUUUUGCGAGAGAAGCUGUGAAGACAAUUGGCUUAACGAGAAUGACAAGCGGAUGUCUGAAUCAUGAGCUGCAAAUGUUAAUGCGGCAUAUGAUUCCGUGGACCUUGUUGAAAUAUAUACUGUUGCCAAUUUACUGGUAUCAUAAGCGAAGGACUGAUCCACCUCAGUACAUUGUCUCAAUCACAACCGAUAACAAAAAGGUUUCACUUUGCUAG
Messenger RNA from Acanthocheilonema viteae, 969 nucleotides. NCBI's taxonomy places the organism in Eukaryota, Metazoa, Nematoda, Chromadorea, Rhabditida, Onchocercidae. The record is from the annotation of a GenBank genome assembly.